CCCGCUCUCAUAUUACCUGGGCUCCUGUCAGCGCACCAACUUGUUAUUCCCUUUACACUCUGGGCUCGCUGCAGGCAGCAGGACGUCUCUAACUUCAGCUUCAAGGUAGUUAACCUGCACAGGCUGUGGCAUCACCAGUGUUGGAGGCUUUUAAGAGCUGUUGCAGAAGCAUCUGUCAGAUCAGCCGUCGCACAAAGCCUUCACCGUUUGAGUUACCAAGGAAGUCUCUUUGCCUUUUCAAACUGGUUCGUUUCCCCCAAGGUUCAUCCAUUUCUUUUUCCAGAUGUGUGGUGGUCAGCUGCCUGCCGGGUUAAACCAUGACAGUUUCUCAUCUCACGUAUGUGACUAAAGUACAAAGAAGAUACUGCUUUUCAACAGAAAACCAUGCAAGCAGAUGAGAAGAUCUUUUCAUGAAACACCGUAUCCUCCGAGAGGAAUGGCUAGCACUUUCUGUCGUCUCCUGGCUGGCCGUGCAACCACUGCACUCUUUGCAGCCGCAGGCACCGGGGUGCUAACCACCGGGUACCUCCUCAACCAGCAAAAUGUGAAGGCUGCUGUUCAGGAAAAAAGGAAACUCUUCCCUCCAAGCGCAGACUAUCCUGAUCUCCGCAAACAUAACAACUGCAUGGCUGAGUGCCUUACGCCGGCCAUUUACUCUCGUCUAAGGGACAAGACGACUCCCAACGGCUACACUCUGGAUCAGUGCAUCCAAACCGGGGUUGACAAUCCUGGCCACCCUUUCAUUAAAACUGUGGGCAUGGUCGCAGGUGAUGAAGAAUCCUAUGAGGUGUUUGCUGACAUUUUUGACCCUGUCAUUAAAGUGAGACAUAACGGCUAUGAUCCACGGACAAUGAAGCAUCACACGGACCUGGAUGCAUCCAAGAUCACCCAUGGUCAAUUUGAUGAGCGCUACGUCCUCUCAUCACGAGUGCGGACUGGCCGCAGCAUCCGGGGCCUCAGCCUUCCUCCUGCCUGCAGCAGGGCAGAGCGGAGAGAGGUGGAGAACGUUGUGGUCACCGCGCUCUCUGGGCUGAAGGGAGACCUCUCUGGAAAGUACUACAGCUUGACCAGUAUGACCGAGAGGGAUCAGCAGCAGCUUAUUGAUGAUCAUUUUCUCUUUGAUAAGCCAGUGUCCCCUUUGCUAACAUGUGCUGGGAUGGCACGUGACUGGCCAGAUGCCAGAGGAAUCUGGCAUAACAAUGACAAGACAUUUCUCAUCUGGGUUAAUGAAGAGGACCACACUAGGGUGAUCUCCAUGGAGAAGGGUGGCAACAUGAAACGGGUGUUUGAAAGGUUUUGCCGUGGUUUAAAAGAGGUGGAAAGAUUAAUUAAAGAACGGGGCUGGGAGUUCAUGUGGAACGAGCGUCUUGGAUAUGUUCUGACCUGUCCUUCCAACUUGGGAACUGGUUUACGUGCUGGAGUCCAUGUUAAGUUGCCCAAGCUUAGCAAGGAUCCCAGGUUUCCAAAAAUCCUGGAGAACCUGCGUCUGCAAAAGCGUGGCACUGGUGGAGUGGACACAGCAGCUGUAGCAGAUGUGUAUGAUAUCUCCAACCUGGACCGCAUGGGUCGCUCAGAGGUGGAGCUAGUCCAGCUUGUCAUUGAUGGGGUCAAUUAUCUAGUUGACUGUGAGAAGAAACUGGAAAGAGGUCAAGACAUCAAAGUGCCACCGCCAUUGCCUCAGUUUGGCAGGAAGUGAUCUUGCUGCCGAUAGUGGCAACUGAUGGCAAAUAUGACUGCCAUUCUGACAGAAAGGCACCUCUGUAUAUCUCUGUAUAAAUAUCUGGUGUAAUAAAACACUACCUGAUA
Messenger RNA from Harpia harpyja (harpy eagle), 1806 nucleotides. RefSeq names its product creatine kinase, mitochondrial 2 (gene CKMT2). Gene Ontology annotation, biological process: phosphocreatine biosynthetic process. Gene Ontology annotation, molecular function: creatine kinase activity. The transcript is spliced from 13 exons. Lineage: Eukaryota; Metazoa; Chordata; Aves; Accipitriformes; Accipitridae. The record is from RefSeq and is a predicted model, not a curated record. The coding region runs from base 395 to 1696 and encodes 433 amino acids. Gene Ontology annotation, cellular component: mitochondrion.